CUGCAGCUGUUUCCCCUUGUGACUUGUCAGGUUGGUUCCGACUGCUAUUCCCAGAUGGAACAGAGUUUUUACAAGGAUGGAGAUAUUGAGAUUGCUGCUUUUUUGCACAUUUACACAUAUGAGGUUCCCAGAACCAUGAUGAGGUUCAGCAAAUAUCAAAGAUUCAGAUGGUUUCAGUCCAAAAACUACCAGUAUGCUCUGGCCUUGGUUUUCGCUAUUGAGGAGAUCAACAAAAACCCCCAUCUUUUACCCAACAUGACCUUGGGAUUUGGUCUCCAUAAUGUCAUGCACAGUCAUAUAACUGUGAUGGAGAACCCCUUCAUCUGGCUUGCGGGACUGGAAAAGCACAUUCCUAAUUACACAUGUAGGAAACAGAGCAAGUCUGUUGCUGUAAUAUCAGAAAGCAGCACUGCUGUCCAAAUGGGGACACUGCUGGAACUCUACAAAAUUCCACAGCUGACUCUUGGGCCUUUUGAACCUCUUCUGAGUGACAGUGGUCACUUUCCUUCCCUCUAUCAGAUGGCCCCCAAAGACACUUCUCUGGCCCGUGGCAUGGUCUCCUUGAUGCUCCACUUUGGGUGGACCUGGGUGGGUUUGGCCAUCUCAGACCUCCCAAAAGGUAUUAAGUUUAUGACUGAUUUGAAAGUAGAGUUGCAGAAGAAUGGGAUCUGUGUAGACUUUGUGGAAUUGAUCCCAGCCACUGUAGAGGCACUUUCUUCAUUCCAAAGUACGUUUAAUAUACAGAUCCUAAAAUCAUCAGCAAAUGUGGUGAUUCUUUUCUGUGUCACUGAGUCACUCAUAGGCACCAGCUUUCAUUCAUGGAGGGAGUUAAUGAUGUGGAAAGUCUGGGUCACCACUUCACAAUGGGAUUUUGCCAGUUCUGAGGAACCUUUCCUGUUCCACUCAUUCCAUGGGACCCUCAUUUUUUCAGACCACCAUAGUGAGAUCUCUGGUUUCAAAAACUUUCUUCGCACAGCUAACCCUUCCAAGUACCCAGAAGACUCUUACCUCUCCAGAUUCUGGUCGCUGGCUUUUAAUUGCUCAGUUACUGGGGCAUCCUGUAAAACUUUGCAGAACUGUCCACUGAAUGCUUCCUUGGAAUCAUUGCCUCCGCAUCAUUUUGAUAUGACCAUGAGUGAUGGGAGUUACAACAUAUACAAUGCUGUGUAUGCUGUGGCCCACAGUAUACAUGAGAUGCUUCUACAAGAGGUAGAAAUGCAGCCAGUGAACAAUGGGGCAAAGGUGGCAUUUUCUCCCUGGCAGUUGCACCCAUUUCUGAAGAAUCUCCAAUUUACCAAUCCAGCUGGUGACCUAGUAAAUUUGAAUCAGAAGAGAAAUUUGGAAGCUGAAUAUGACAUUCUCAUCUUUUGGAAUUUUCCAUAUGGUUUUGGACGUAAGGUUAAAGUAGGACGGUUUUCCCCAUACGUUUCACAGAGUGAACAGUUGUCUCUCUCUGAGAAUUUGAUAGAGUGGGCCACAGGAAUUACAGAGAUUCCACACUCAGUAUGCAGUGUGAGUUGCAGCCCUGGAUUCAGGAAAACCCCUCUGGAGGGAAAGCCUGCCUGUUGUUUUGAUUGCACACCUUGUCCUGGGAAUGAGAUUUCCAAUCAGACAGGUAAAUAUAUGGACCAGUGUGUGAAGUGUCCAGAUCUUCAGUAUGCCAACACAGAGCGAGACCAGUGCUUCCACAAAAAAGUGACCUUUCUGUCUUUUGAAGAUCCCCUGGGGAUGACCCUGGUCUGCACAGCUCUGUGCUUUUCUAUCCUCACAGUUGUUUUUCUUGGGGUCUUUGUGAAGCACCGAGACACUCCCAUAGUCAAGGCCAACAAUCGUUGUCUCAGCUAUAUCCUGCUCAUUGCCCUCACCUUUUGCUUCCUCUGCUCCUUACUUUUCAUUGGUCAUCCCAACACAACCACCUGUGUCCUCCAGCAGACCACGUUUGGAGUGGCAUUCACUGCAGCUGUUUCCACCAUCCUGGCCAAGACUAUCACUGUGCUUCUGGCCUUCAAGGUCACUGCCCCAGGGAGAAGGAUGAGACACUGGCUGCUAUCAGGGGUACCUAAUUCCAUUAUUCCCAUCUGCUCCCUGAUCCAACUGGCUCUCUGUGCCAUCUGGCUUGGGACUUCUCCUCCCUUUAUUGACACAGAUGCACACUCUGAGCAUGGCCACAUCAUCCUGGUGUGCAACAAGGGCUCAGUCACUGCUUUCUACUGUGUCCUGGGCUACCUGGGUUCCUUGGCCUUGGCAAGCUUCACUGUGGCUUUCCUAGCCAGGAAUCUGCCUGACACCUUCAAUGAAGCCAAAUUCCUGACGUUCAGCAUGCUGGUGUUCUGCAGUGUCUGGGUGACCUUCUUGCCUGUCUACCACAGCACCAAGGGGAAGGUCAUGGUGGCUGUGGAGGUCUUCUCCAUCUUGUGCUCCAGUGCGGGGCUCCUGUGCUGCAUCUUUGUCCCCAAGUGCUACAUUAUUCUCUUGAGACCUGAGAAGAAUGCUUUGAAAGGAUUCAGGGAUAGAAUAGUUUCCAAGGAAACAGAUGUUCUGAAGAAUAGCUCUUAAGUCUCUCGCAGUUUUCAAUGGUUAGAAACUAAGAUUUAUAAAACCGAUUUUGCAUUGUGAUGUUAUAAAAAAAUUACACAGUGUAACCAUAUUAUGAAUGUUUUAUGUUUCUCUUAAAAUGUAUUUGUUCUGAAGCACCAACUCAUAGAAAAGAAAGGGAGAGUAGGAAAAGCUUUCCAUCUGGUGAUAGACGCUGAAGAUAUCUGCUGUGGCCCAGUGCUGGUUCUUGCCAAACCAAGAUUAUUUCAGUUGUCCAUUUGAGUGUCAGCAUCUUAUGCUAUCUUCUACUGCUUUUUUUUUGGAUCAUUAACGGGUAGUAGUAUUCCAAGUGGGACAGCCAGGAUAUGAACUGGCACCCACAUGGGAUGUCAUAGUUACAAGUGGUGGUUAUAUCCACUACACACUCACACUGGUCCCAA
Molecule: messenger RNA, 2975 nt
Organism: Oryctolagus cuniculus (rabbit)
Lineage: Eukaryota; Metazoa; Chordata; Mammalia; Lagomorpha; Leporidae
Source: RefSeq, a predicted model, not a curated record